AUGUUACAGCUACGUCAAAUGGUUUUUGAUUUCGCACAAAAAGAAUUAGCACCGAAGGCGGGAGAGAUCGAUAGAGAAAAUAAUUUUAAAGAAUUAAGAGAAUUCUGGAAAAAGCUUGGAAAUCUUGGGCUAUUAGGUAUAACAGCCAGUCCAGAAUAUGGAGGCACGGGAGGAAAAUACACAGACCACUGCGUUAUUAUGGAAGAACUCUCAAGGGCCUGUGGUGCGAUUGCAUUGUCUUACGGCGCCCAUUCAAAUCUGUGUGUCAACCAAAUCAAUAGAAAUGGCACUCAUGAACAAAAAAGUAAAUAUCUGCCAAAGUUAUGCUCAGGAGAACAUAUAGGAGCUCUGGCAAUGUCUGAGCCCGGGUCAGGUAGUGACGUAGUCUCUAUGAAACUACGAGCUGAAAAGAAAGGGGACUAUUACGUACUCAAUGGCAAUAAAUUCUGGAUCACUAAUGGACCUGACGCUGAUGUUUUGGUGGUGUAUGCCAGAACUAGCCUCACAAACAAACCCCAGCAUGGAAUUUCUGCAUUUUUAAUAGAAAAGGGAUUUCCGGGGUUUUCCACGGCACAGAAAUUAGAUAAACUGGGAAUGAGGGGUUCGAACACCGGCGAACUUGUCUUCGAAGACUGCAAAGUACCAGCAUCAAAUCUCCUCGGUGAAGAGAACAAAGGUGUAUAUGUACUCAUGUCAGGUCUAGAUUUAGAGCGGCUAGUAUUAGCAGCAGGACCCGUUGGUUUGAUGCAGGCGGCGGUUGACGCAGCCUUCGACUACGCUCACACAAGAAAACAAUUCGGAAAACCUAUUGGUGAAUUCCAAUUAUUACAGGGUAAAAUGGCGGAUAUGUACACAACGCUAAGCGCGUGUAGAAGCUAUUUGUACAAUGUUGCAAAGUCCUGUGAUGAAGGACAUGUUAAUAGCAAAGAUUGCGCAGGAGUUAUUUUGUAUUGUGCCGAAAAAGCUACGAAAAUAGCUCUUGAUGCCAUUCAGAUAUUAGGUGGCAAUGGCUAUAUCAACGAUUAUCCCACAGGUAGAAUAUUAAGAGAUGCUAAACUUUAUGAAAUAGGAGCUGGUACUUCAGAAGUCAGAAGAAUGUUGAUAGGCAGGGCGUUGAACAGUGAAUACAAAUAA
This is a messenger RNA of Danaus chrysippus (African queen), 1134 nucleotides long. The record is from the annotation of a GenBank genome assembly. NCBI's taxonomy places the organism in Eukaryota, Metazoa, Arthropoda, Insecta, Lepidoptera, Nymphalidae.